Messenger RNA from Nomascus leucogenys (northern white-cheeked gibbon), 352 nucleotides. Its product is annotated as cytochrome c oxidase subunit NDUFA4-like. Lineage: Eukaryota; Metazoa; Chordata; Mammalia; Primates; Hylobatidae. The coding region runs from base 1 to 294 and encodes 97 amino acids. The transcript has 2 exons. The record is from RefSeq and is a predicted model, not a curated record.
AUGGUCAAGUGUACAGGAGAUCUGGCUCAGGCCUCUGCCACAAACAUCCUCCGCCAGAUCAUCAGUCAGGCCAAGAGACAUCUGAGCUUGAUCCCCCUUUUUGUAUUUACUGGAGCUGGAGGUACUAGAGCAGCACUGUAUCUCUUGUGUCUGGCAUUGUUCCAUCCAGAUGUUAGUUGGAACAGAAAGAAUAACCCAGAGCCCUGGAACAAACUGGGUCCCAAUGAUCUAUACAAGUUCUACUCAGUGAAUGUGGAUUACAGCAAACUGAAGAAAGAAGGUCCAGAUUUCUAAAUGAAAUGUUUCACUAUAAGGCUGCUUUAGAAUGAAGGUCUUCCAGAAGCAAUCCACA